Neohortaea acidophila is the source of this 1101-nucleotide messenger RNA. RefSeq names its product phosphatidic acid phosphatase type 2/haloperoxidase. Lineage: Eukaryota; Fungi; Ascomycota; Dothideomycetes; Mycosphaerellales; Teratosphaeriaceae. The transcript is spliced from 3 exons. Gene Ontology annotation, molecular function: phosphatidate phosphatase activity. The record is from RefSeq and is a predicted model, not a curated record. Bases 1 to 1101 code for a protein of 366 amino acids. Gene Ontology annotation, biological process: phospholipid metabolic process.
AUGAGCAGCAAAGAGCGACGACAGCCCAAGUCUUCUGCUUCGUAUGGCGAUGACGUACUCAACAAACGCCCAAGUUUCGGCCAAUGGAUCAAAGUGACCUGGCCCGAUAUCCUGACAAUGAUUGUUAUGGGCGUUCUUGGGCUUGGUAUCUACGAAGCACCACCCGCCCCCUCGCGCUCCUUCCCCGUCUAUUUUCCCGACGGCCAGGUCGUCUUCCCCGACUUCGCCUACCCCCUCCGCCAUGAAAUCGUGCCCAUCUGGGCGGCAGCGAUGCUUGCCAGCCUGGUUCCCAUUGUCGUUAUUCUUCUCAUGCAAUUCCGCAUCCGCUCCUUCUGGGACAUCAACAAUGCCAUUCUCGGAUUAUUAUACAGCCUCAUCACCGCCGCGGUCUUCCAGGUCUUCUUGAAAUGGCUGAUUGGCGGCCUGCGUCCUCACUUCUUAGAAGUCUGCAAGCCCGACCUCCCCAUCGGCGGCACACAAACCGGCAACGGCUUCGCCAACAUCAUGUACGACCGCAGCAUCUGCACCGGCGACAAAGACACCAUCGACGACAGCCUCGAGUCCUUCCCCUCCGGCCACACAACCGCAGCAUUCGCCGGCUUCGUCUUCCUCUCCCUCUAUCUCAACGCCAAACUCAAAGUCUGGUCAAACUACCACCCGGCCUACUGGAAGCUCAUCGUCACCUACAUGCCCAUCCUCGCUGCGGUGCUCAUAGGAGGCUCGUUAUCGAUUGACGAGUAUCACAACUGGUGGGACAUUCUUGCUGGUGCCGUCAUUGGGACUGUCAUGGCUUUCAGCGCGUAUCGCAUGGUGUAUGCGAGCGUGUGGGAUUUCCGCUUCAAUCAUAUCCCGUUGGUGCGCCACGUGACGUUUACGCAUGGCGGGGGUGGAUUCGAUGGGUUCUCAGAUGCAAUGUGGACGAGGCAGGCCGGUUGGGGAGGACGUCAAGGUGGUCCGCCGACUGAUGGUGCGCAGGAGGCUUCUGCCAUGGAUGGAUCUGGCGGGAGGGUGUCGAGUGGACGGGAGAACGAAGGACAGGGAAUUACGAGAAAGGCGGUGCCGACGAACCAGCGGAAUGUGAGAGCCGAUGAGAUGGUGUAA